Macrosiphum euphorbiae (potato aphid) is the source of this 1650-nucleotide messenger RNA. NCBI's taxonomy places the organism in Eukaryota, Metazoa, Arthropoda, Insecta, Hemiptera, Aphididae. The record is from the annotation of a GenBank genome assembly.
AUGCCUCCAUACAAUUCUGUAAAAAGUCUCCAAACUUUAGCACUAGAACAGGCAUGCAAAUACAUACUAAGCAUAUCUAACAAAAUGAAAAAAGAUGUGAAUGGUUCACGUGAAUAUUUUAUUAAUAAUGUUCAUGCUUGGGCUAGAACCAACAUCUUGGACUAUACCAAAGUUCUAUUAGAUAAUGGUGAAAAGGAUAAUGAAAUUUGGAGAGAUAUGAACUGUCGAUUGAUUGACACUAAUCCAUACAUAAAAAUAUUGAGUGCUAAACUUAGCAUGUGGUUAAUAAUAUUAAACGCCAUGUUGGACAUUGGAGUUGCUCGAUUACCACAUUUAUUUCUGUAUGCAGGUAUGGAAACAGAAUUCCAAGAGUUUGUUUCUAUAUUGAACCGUAACAAUACCCAUCUCAAAGAACUGUGUUUGACCUUUCUAAUGUCAAAUAAAAGUAAUUACACACCAGCAGUGUACACUUCAAUGUAUAACCUUCAGAAAACAUUUCAAGAAGGUCUAGCAUCAAAACUUGUUCAUCUAAAGCUUGGUUCUAUUUGUGAUAAUGCUAUAUUGAAAACUAUUGGUGAACAUGCCUUAUGUUUAAAACAUUUAGAUGUAUCUGGUUCAUGGAAUGUCGAUGAAACAGGCAUUAAAAAUUUAUUGUUUAAAAACGAUGUGUAUGUGGAGACAGUCAACGUAUCAAACGAAAUACUAUGUCAACAUCUCAGCAAUAUGUAUGACAAUAAGUCUUUGUUGAAUAACUGUUGUUUUACUCUGGAAGAAUUUCGGAUUCAGGAUACAAAUACGGAAGAUGCCAGUUUACUGAUGAUACUUGCAUGUGUCAAGAGCCUAAAAGCCUUAGGUGGUUUCCUUUACUUCAGGAACAUUGGCGAUGCUUUGGUAACUGUAUGGGAGAACUCUCCCAAGCCACGUAUAUUCCAGUUGACUGAGUUGUAUGAUAUGCAGUUGACAGGCAAAAAAAUAGCAUCUCUCAAGGAAUGCCUACCAUGUCUAAAAAAGCUGUACACUCGACUGUCGUGUGUUUGUACACCUGAAGAUUUUGCAGAUCCUGAACAGGGAUCUAUGUUUUGGGGCCGUGUACAAACACUAACUAUUGAUCUUGAUUACAUGAUGAAUUUUCAUUUUAUGAACUUUGUGUUUAACUAUGGUCGUAACUUGUCUGAACUCACUAUCCUUUGUCAGGAAGCUGAUAUAGAUGUGGCCAAACUCCUAGCAAGUUGUCCAAAUUUAUUAAUGUUGAAAGGAUUUCUACAUAUUUUUGAAAUGCCAGUUGGAAAAUUUACCAAACUGAAAUCAAUUGAAUUACACAUGCCUACCGUUGAAACAAUUAAUUGGUUUUUUGAAAACUGUCCUAGUUUAGAAGAAGCCAAGCUAUAUAGUGAUUCAAGACACCUUUAUUGGAAUACACAAGUGUUUGAAAGACCACCAUUAAUAAUGUGCAAUAAUCUUAAAAGAUUGGAGAUUUCGCUCAACGAUGAACACCCUAUUACUAACCACCAAACAGUUAUAAAAUUUAUUGAUAAGUGUUCAAAACUACAACAUUUGGGACGACUAGACAAAUGGAACCUUGAUAAGAAAUUUGUUAAACAAGUAAAACUGUACAUAAAAAAGAUGAACUAUGAGCUUAACGUUUACUAG